This is a messenger RNA of Astyanax mexicanus (Mexican tetra), 1987 nucleotides long. It is a transcript of the gene c8a, whose product is annotated as complement component 8, alpha polypeptide. Gene Ontology annotation, biological process: immune response. The transcript is spliced from 11 exons. The record is from RefSeq and is a predicted model, not a curated record. Gene Ontology annotation, cellular component: membrane attack complex. Gene Ontology annotation, molecular function: protein binding. NCBI's taxonomy places the organism in Eukaryota, Metazoa, Chordata, Actinopteri, Characiformes, Acestrorhamphidae. Bases 34 to 1821 code for a protein of 595 amino acids.
UUCAGGCUCAUCUUCCCAUCAGCUGCUGCAGCUAUGAGCGGGUCUACAGCGUCUCUCAGACUCUCUCUUAUUCUGUCUGUUUAUUAUCUCAGCUCUUUAUCUCAGUCUGGAGCUGCCUGGAGCUUCCAGCAGAACAGGACUCAUGGUUUGCUCAGGAAGUCUCGUCAGGCUGAAUCGCUGACUCCUAUAGACUGUAAGCUGAAGAGCUGGACAGCCUGGACUCCCUGUAACUCCUGUACUGAGAAAUCGCUGCGCUUCCAGUACCUGGAGCGUCCCUCCCAGUACGGUGGUACUGAGUGUGUGCACAGUCAGUGGGAUGAGAAACUGUGUCCCCUGGCGGGCGAGUGUGAGCUACCGGACGACUGUGGAGAUAUGUACACCUGUCCUGAAUCAGGACGAUGUAUCGGUCAGCACCUUCGCUGUAAUGGUGAGUUUGAUUGUGGGUCUGGUAGUGAUGAAGAAAGCUGUGAGGAAAUCAAAAGCCGAGAAACCAAAUGUAACGGCAUGCUUCGCAUUCCUGGAGCUGAGAAGGCCAUUCAGGGCUAUAACGCUUUAGCCGACACUUUCGUCAGUCCAGUUCUGGAUCACAGGUAUUUCGGAGGUCUGUGUGAAUAUAUCUACAACGGAGAGUGGAGGCAGCUCACCUACGACGCCUUCUGUGAAAACCUUCACUAUAACGACGCUGAGAAAUACUUCAGAAAGCCCUACAACUUCCUGUCCUACCGCCUGCUGGCACAUUCCAGGACUGAAGGAUCGUCUGAAUACUACAGUGAUGCUGCCAGUCUUCUGGAAGCCAGGAAAAGGGAUGUUUCUGUUAAGGUUGGCCGGUCAAUGGGAGUCAUGGGUGUGGAAAUAGGAAACUCUAUAAGUGUCGAAACAUCGUUCCUCACAAAUAUAUCUCAGUAUAACACUAAGGAUGUGGGAUUUGUCAGGCUGGUAUCGAAGGUGGAGACGGCUCAGUUUAAGAUGAGGACGCGGGACCUGGUGCUGGACGAGGACAUGCUGCAGACGCUGAUGGAGCUGCCAGAACAUUACGACUUCGGCUCCUACUCCCACUUCCUCAGAGAAUACGGCACCCACUACGUCACGCAGGGCACGCUGGGGGGCAUGCUGGAGUACGUGGCGGUGGUCAACAAGGAAGCCAUGAAACAGAGCAAGUUGGAGAAGUCUGUCGUCAACUUUUGUUUUGGAAUUUCUCUCGGAUUAACAAAGUCUUUCACAGAGGAGUUAAGCAGCACAUUAAAAGUAUCACAAAAUGUAUGCUCGAAAACAGACAAAUCUACAGAUGAGUCGAAAAGCAAGAACAGUGUGAUCGAGGAUGUCUUCGGAUUCGUGAAAGGAGGCACCACUGGCACCAGUGCUGCUCAUCUAGCCAUCCAUGAUGCUAACACCUACAGACAGUGGGGGAAGACUCUUAAAUACAGCCCAGCGGUUAUUGACUACGAGACUCUGCCGAUCUACGAGCUGCUGCGGUUCAGCGCGGUGGCGGAUCAGGUGGGAAAGCGGCUGCCCCUGAUGAAGCAGGCGUGGGAGGAGUACAUGCAGCAGUUUAACCCCUGCCGCUGCGCCCCCUGCAGGAACAACGGCAUCCCCGUGCUCUCCAGGACGGCCUGCAGCUGCAUCUGCAGGGAGGGAUACAGCGGCCUGGCCUGCGAGAGAACCACGAGAAAAGGUCCUACUCACGGAGGCUGGAGCUGUUGGGGGGACUGGACCCCUUGCCAGUCCGGGACGAGAACCCGACGGCGGGAGUGUAACAACCCCCCACCCAAAGACAACGGCUUCCCCUGCCAGGGAACCUCUACUCAGAGGAGAAGCUGCUGAAACUACGACUGAUUCUAAAUUCUAAACUACACUGCUAUUAAAAAGCUGAUGUUUAAUAUCUGAUCAGUGCUUUUAAUGCUUCUGUAGAAUUACUCUGCACACCAACAGAGCUGUUUCAAAAAGUACAUGAAUAUUUUACACAUUGAUUAAAUGUGAACAUUUAAAA